Salvia splendens (bonfire salvia) is the source of this 1089-nucleotide messenger RNA. RefSeq lists its product as uncharacterized. The record is from RefSeq and is a predicted model, not a curated record. The transcript has 4 exons. Bases 1 to 1089 code for a protein of 362 amino acids. Lineage: Eukaryota; Viridiplantae; Streptophyta; Magnoliopsida; Lamiales; Lamiaceae. Gene Ontology annotation, molecular function: DNA helicase activity. Gene Ontology annotation, biological process: DNA repair; telomere maintenance.
AUGUCUGUUGUCAAUUCUAAUCACGGCGGACUAUUUUUUGUUUAUGGUUAUGGAGGCACAAGAAAAACUUUCAUUUGGAAGACAUUGUCAGCGGCUAUUCGUUCAAAAGGUGAUAUUGUUUUGAACGUGGCUUCUAGUGGUAUUGCUUCGCUAUUGUUACCUAGUGGGAGAACAACUCAUUCUCAGUUUAAGAUUCCUAUCAAUCCUAAUGAAGAUUCAAUCUGCAAUAUAAAACAAGGUAGUGCAUUAGCUGAGUUGAUUGUGAGAACAAAACUUAUGAUAUGGGACGAAGCUCCUAUGGUUCACAAACACUGUGUGAAAGUUGUUGAUCGGAGUUUGCGUGACCUUAUGAGAGUAUGCAAUGAGUUGAGCAUGGAGAUGCCAUUUGGUGGGAAACUUUGCAAAGUUUUGAGGUUGACUAAAAAUAUACGAGUUCUUGGUAUUAAAUCUGGUGAGGAAGCAUCGAAAUUGAAGGCAUUUUCUAAGUGGAUUGCAUCUAUUGGAGAUGGAGUUAUUGGUGGUUCAAAUGAUGGUGAAGUUAGUGUUGAUCUUCCUACUGAUAUUGUAUUGCCCGAUAGUGGUGAUUCUCUACAGAACAUUGUUACAUCUAUUUAUCCUUCAUAUAUGAACAAUCAAGAUUUGAGCUGCCAUUUGCAUAAUCGAGCUAUACUUGCUCCAACGUUAGAUGUGGUUGACUUGGUUAAUCAAUAUAUGAUUUCUUUGGAUCAAUCGAACGGUCGUGUUUAUUUGAGCUCAGAUAGCAUAUCUAAGUUUCAUCAAAGUUCUAAUGGUUUCGCGGAGAUACAUUCGGUUGGUACUCCAGUUAUGCUAUUAAGAAACAUAGAUCAUGCUAACGGAUUGUGUAAUGGGACACGAUUGAUCAUUACGCGUUUAGGUGAUCAUGUUUUAGAAGCUAAAGUCUUGAGUGCUGAUAAUCAAGGCCAUAAAGUGUUGAUUCCUCGGAUGUCAUUAACACCUUUUGAUCCUAGGUUUCCUUUCAAGUUUCAACGUGGACAAUUUCCUUUGUCGGUGCCGUAUGCUAUGACAAUUAACAAGAGCCAAGGGUCAGGAGAAAUGAGCUGGCAGUAA